AGAAGCUGCGUGGGUCGUUCAGCUUGCUCACGCCAUUGUUGUUAAUGUGAAUAAGACAGACAAAGGAUUCCCCACGCUGUGGACCCCUUACAUCUUUGUCGGCUCAGCAAAGCCAUGAUCACACCCUGAUGGAAUGCUAUUGAAAUGAGCCAUAUCAAGGAGCACAGCAGGCGUUAACUGAGCUGGCACACAAGUCAGUAACAAAGGCAAGAAGGAUACAGAAUAGCAAACUGAGGCAACGUCCAAAAUUCUUGUCAUUUUUGGUCCUGUUUUCUCUGGUCCUUUUCCGAAGAGUGGCCACUGCUGAUUAGGUUUCAGAUCCUUCUGUGAAGGUUUGGCAUGGACAUUGCUGUUGCUUAUUUGUUGAAGGGGUUGCUGUGGAUACGAACGGCAGGGAGGCUGCACUGAAGCCAGAAGCAGGAGUGAACAAGCCGCCUGCUGCAGAGUGCGCCGCUAUUGGAGCAGAUGCGGCUGAAUGCAGGCUAAGCAAACAUGAGAUUCAUGCCACGCUCUCCGUGAGGCUCCAUCCAGUGCAGGAAAGACCAAGCCCCUUGUUGCUCUUCCCCGUCCAUGUUGUCAGUCUUUACUCGGACUUUAAUGCAGGAGUUGAUGGAAGCAGGAGGUGUUGCAGACCAGCUUACCAAGAUGUGUUGGCAUCGCAGGUCAUGUGAUUCCUUAUGAGAGCUGAAUGGAAUGGUGGAGGGUCUGGCUGACCCUGGAGCAUCAUUUUCCUGCCUGUGACUGUGUGAAUAGUGACGCUUGAAUGAUAAAAAGCAAUGCGGGCAACAGUAAUCCUGGUUCAGGUAAACCCGGGUGAGGCCUUCACUAUUCGACGAGAGGAUGGUCAGUUUCAAUGUAUCACAGGUCCUGCUCAGGUUCCCAUGAUGUCUCCAAAUGGUUCAGUGCCUCCAAUCUAUGUGCCUCCUGGAUACGUUUCACAGAUCAUAGAAGAGAACGGAGUGCGGCGGGUUCUGGUUUUACCUCAGCAACCAGAUUUCCACCCAGGGGGACAUUCCCCGCUGCAUCAUCCUCCACCUCCUCCCCAUGCACACAUGCCUGCCUUCAUCCCACACCCCGCCAUGAUGCCCCCUCCUCCUCACCUGUACACAAGCAUGGCAGGAGGUGUGGGUGACUUGAGCUCCCAGUACAUCUCCCAAUAUCAUCCUGCCCAUAUUUUCUCAGAGCAGGUCUCUGCAGAUUCUCACCCCCAACACGGACGCCCAACGUUUGUCCACAGAGACGACCGAACUACCAAAACACACGAACGUCUCCAGAAGAAACUCAAGGAGCGUCAGGGAGGUGGUGGUGGUGGAGGAGGAGGAGGAGGAGGCCAGGUGAAGGACAGUCCUCCAUCCUCCCCGCAAAAGUCCUGCAACAGCCCCCCAGCAGUGGACAUUCACAACGGCAUUGGUGGGAAAGGACUGGAAGCAGAGCACAGGCAUCCGGUGACCUGUCCAGACAAGCAGAUCAGCAAGGGAAAAAACGGGGAGUCAAGAGUGCUUGACAAAGAGGCUCAGGCCCUGAUCGCAUUUCUGAGUACCAUCAGUAAACCCGUGGUGUCAGACAUCCAAGCAAGAGGAGCUGAAGUCAGCUGGGUUGCCCCUGCCAGGCCUGAGAAUGAGAAUGGCAGCGUGGAAGAUGACUCCAGCUCUCCACAGCCCCUCAGCUAUGACAUUUCUGUCUCAGUUGAGGGGAAAGAUGGGAAAUACCAGACUAUGUAUUGUGGGGAGGAACUAAGUGCGACUUUAAAAGGUCUACGACCGGCGACCGAUCAUCACGUCAGGGUCCAGGCCAUGUCCAACUCUAUAGUGGGAAGCCCAUCAGAACCUGUGAGCUUUACGACUCUAAGCUGUGAGCCAGACCCCCCCAAUCCUCCAAAGAAGGCCAGUGGGACCAAGAAUGCCCUUGUUCUCCAGUGGAAGGCUUCGUGUGACAAUGGCUCCAAAAUUCUGAACUACAUUCUUCAAUGGGAUGAGGGGAAAGGCACAGGCAUUUUUGAAAAGUGCUAUAGUGGACCUCAGAAGCAGUACAGAGUGACCAAGCUUACUCCAGCUACAAGAUACUCGUUUCGCCUCGCAGCAGAAAAUGACAUGGGUGUAAGUGAGUUCAGUGAAGUGGUGGACCUGUUCACCUCAUGCAGUGUGCCAUUGCCACCCUUCCCUCCAGAACUGGAGACGGCGGGAGUGACCUGGUUGUGUGUGAAGUGGCAGAGGCCCAGCAGUUCUCCAAAGGAGGAUGACAUUUCCUACAUUUUGGAGAUGGAGGAGGAAGGCUCGGGAUACGGCUUCCAGCGGAGCUACGACGGUGAAGAGCUUUCCCACACCAUCAGGAAUCUCCACAGGAGCACCAAGUACAAGUUUAGGGUGGCAGCAUACAAUUCAGAAGGAAAGAGUAAUCCCAGUCAGGUGGUUGAGUUCAUCACGAAGCCAGACAGACCCAGCAGUCCCUGCAGGCCUGUCAUCAAAGGAAGAGUCUUGCCUAACAGCUUCAAAAUGGCCUGGGAGCCACCAAAAGAGGACGGUGGGUCAGAAGUCACAAAAUAUGUCGUGGAGCUGUCUGAGGGUUUAAGUGGUUCAUUUUGGGGGCUGGUGUACUCCGGGCCAGCCCUGGAACAUGUAUGUGACGGUCUGAAGCCUGGCUGCUCCUACCAAACAAGAGUUUACUGCAUGAGUGAGGGGGGGCAGAGCCCGAUGUCGGAGACUCUGCAAGUCCAGACGCUAGCGGUGCCCCCGGGGCCUUGCCAGCCCCCUCGAUUGGUGGGCAAACCUAAAUCCAGGGAGGUCCAACUGCGCUGGGUCCCACCUCAGGUAGACGGAGGAAGUCCAGUGUCCUGCUACAGCGUGGAAGUGAGCGGGCAGCAGGCUGAGGUGAGCCGGGAGGUUUACCAGGGUCCAGAGCUGGACUGCUCUGUGGGGGCCUUAAUGCCUGGCAAAACCUACAGCUUCCGGGUCAAGGCGGCAAACAAGGCUGGGUUCGGACCGCUAUCGGAGCGAUGUGAAAUCACAACUGCCCCUGGAGCCCCAGAACAGUGUAAGGCUCCUUCAACCACAUCCAAAUCUCCUACCUGUGUGGUUGUAAGCUGGGAGGCCCCUCCCUGUAACGGAGCUCCAGUGACAGAGUUUCGUUUGGAGUGGGGUGCAGCUGAAGGCACCAUGCAAGUGUGCUACAGCGGGUCAGCGCUCAGCCACGAAAUGAGGGGUCUGCUCCCUGCAACCAACUACUUCUGCCGAGUGCAGGCGGCAAACCUGGCCGGCGUGGGACCCUUCAGCGAGGCGGUGCUGUGUCAGACGCCCUGCUCCGUGCCCGCCGCCGUCAGCAACAUCUACCAGCUGAAAGAGUCCGAACUGCAGAAGUAUGAAACCACAGCCGACAAAGACGAGGAAGAUGAAGAGGGCGUCGUCUCACGCCCCUCGCCGGUCUUCUCUCCCUCCACCUGCCUCGGCAUCGGCUGGGAUUCUCCGUGCGAUCACGGUUCGGAGAUCACCUCUUACCUGAUCGACCUCGGAGAGAAGCAGCCAGUCGUGGUCGGUCGCGUCAACAAACACGUCAUCCAGCAUCUGCAGCCGGACACCAGCUACAGGAUCCGAAUUCAAGCCCAGAAUAGCCUGGGAACCGGGCCCUUCAGUCACACCUUUAAGCUGAAGACCAAGCCGCUGCCUCCGCAGCCGCCGCGGCUGGAGUGCACCGCCUUCAGUCAUCAGACCCUCAGGCUCAAAUGGGGCGACGGCCCGACCAAGGCCGCUUCCUCGGAGGCGCUCCAGUAUCAGCUGCAGAUGGGGGACAAAAACGGCAGAUUUAUACCCCUGUAUAAAGGACCAUGCCACACACACAAAGUCCAGAGGCUUAAUGAGUCUACCUCUUACACGUUCCGCAUCCAGGCCUUUAAUGAGGCGGGCGAAGGGCCCUUCUCCAAUGUUUACACAUUCACCACCCCACGCUCUCCUCCAGCUCCUGUGAAAGCUCCUAAAGUGGAGCGUCUCGAUGACAACUCCUGUGAAGUCACAUGGGAAGCUCUGCCCCCCAUGAAGGGAGAUCCUGUUAUCUACACCUUGCAGAGCAUGAUAGGAAACUCCGAGUUCAAACAGAUCUACAAAGGCUCCGCCACGUCCUUCCAUGCUCAGAACCUGCAGACCAGCAGCGACCACCGUUUCCGUGUGUGCGCGAUCCGGCAGUGCCAGGACGCCACGGAACUGAGCGGCCCCUACAGCCCCACGGUGACCCUCUCCCUUCAGCGGAGCGACGCCGCCGCCACGGGCGGCAGCUCCGCGGGCUCAGGGCUCAGAACCAGCGCGGAGUCCGCCCGGACCAGACAGAGUCUGACAGACGAGCAGUGUGCUUUCCUCCUCCUCAUGGUCUUCGCCGUCAUCGCCAUCCUCAUCGCUUUCGUCAUCCAGUACUUUGUCAUCAAAUGAGCAGCGCCGCGCCGCCCAGCUGCAGGGUUAUAGCUUUAUUCUUCCCCCCAUCUCUCUGUUGUUUUGUAUUCUUUGUUUCGUACUGUGACUGUUUCCCGGUUCCAACAGAGUAAUUGCAUUAGCUGUUAUGGGGUGCAGCAGGAGGAACGUGGCGGCGUGGGGGUGGAGUGAGCGCUGAACAGCGCUCAUCAACCUCUGUUUGCACCUGGUAUACCUUCCUGGCCUUCGUCACCCACGUCUGCGGCGUCCGUUCAGUUCAAAUUCCUACAUAUUGGCAAAGGGAAAAAAAAAUAGCAUAAUCAUGAUAAAAGGGCCCUGGCGAGGGGGCAGAGGGGGGAGACCGGUGCAUAUAUCAAAUGUAUAGAAAUUGUUAUUUAUAUUUCCAUGUCUCGUUCUGAACCGUUUUGAUCGAUGUUCCAGAAAAAAAGCGUCUGUGGGUGCGUCGUUUUGCCUGUAUUUGAUCGUGGGACCUGUCGGGCCAGUGUGUUUUUCCACGGUGAGGCCAGAUCUGUAAAAACCUGCAUGUUGUUGUUGUUGCCAUGGCGGCACACAGCCAGAAAGCGUCAGGGCCAGUUGAAGGGGCUAUAUUUCCUGUCCACCCCCCACCCCCACCACCACCACAAAACAAAGAAGAGUUUCAGAGUCCAGAGAGAGAGAGAGAGAGAAGUCGUUCACGGUUUCAAAUGUUCAUUUCGCACUUUCCGACCUCUUUUGAUGCUCAGAAUGUUUAAGGAUGCAAAAAUGACUGGAGAAAUGUUAGUAUAUUUUUGUACAGCGAGGAGACGAGGAUCUGUGGGUUUGAGGAGGGAAAAAAAAAAAAAAAAAGCUCAGUAUAAAGUUAGAAAACAAAAGAAACAGCAAGUUCUACUUAUUUUUACUAUCAUAGUUCUACUGUAGCUUGUUUUUACAAUCAUACCGCUGCUUAACUCUGAAAUAUUGUUGUUCAGCACAAAAAAAUGUAUCCUUUCUCGUACGUUCUGUUCAAUUUUGUCCUCCCCCAGUAAUUGAUUUUGUUGGGGUUUUUUUUGCACCUUAGUGGAAGAAAACUUUGACUGACUGCAUUUUGGUCUUGUGAUGCAUUUUAUAGAACACACUUUGAGAUUGUGCAAGCCCUACUUGUGUUUUGGGUGUUUUAAAAGUUGUAGUAUCACAUUACACGUCACUGAAACAGCGAGAAAAAAAAAAAAAAAAAAAAGAGGAGAAAAAAAUAAGUUCCAGUUGUUUCAGAGGCCUUAAUUGGAGAGCGAAAAAAAAUCUUGGGAGUAUUUUCUUUUUUUUAUUUUUUAUUUCCAUUUAUGUUCCGAUGUAUUUUCUUUUAGGCUUAGAAAACGCUAAAAUGUGUUUUAUUUCCUCUUUUGCAGCAUUUAUUUGGUGUUAUGUAAUCAUGAGAGAAAUGGAAAGUAGUUCUAAAUAUUAAGAUUUAUUUUGGUUUCCGCUGUCAAGUCAUACAUGUGUGAAGUAUAUUUUUUUAUGAUAUUGAAGUAAUAUAAGUUAAUACUCUCCAGAGAAGACAAUAAAUCCUGAGUAAUCGUGGAACGCAAAUGGCAGAUACAAAAAUGUAUUAUCAAGUACUUCCUGUGAAACAAAAAGAAAUUUGCCUUUUUCUGUGUGUUUAUGUAUUUGUAAAAGAUUGCAAACACCGAGUCAUUCGGUGGUGAUCUGCCUGUAAGGUCUGGUGUUGUUUUUGGUUCCCAGCUGUCCAAACCAGGCGCCGGUACCCUGCAAAACGUCGGCAAGAAUUACAUGGAUUUGGUCCCUCAGACAUUCUGCAAAUGUCCCCUGGUCAUUGAAAGAAAAUCGAAUUCCUAUUUUUGAUAGCGAUCGAAACGUGUGCCAUUUUAACGCCUCUUCACCGCGGGCUUUACCCAAAGUCUUUAGGCUGCAGAGAUUAUCAGAAAUGCUACAAAAAACAUGCACAAAAAAUUAAGACCAUUUUUAUGUAAUUUUAAUGUUUGCAGUUACCUCAUACACCGUACAUUCCAAAAAGAAAAAUUUGUUAUACAUACUUCCAGACAUAUCACUUUACAAUGUUCGUUAUGGGGAAAAUGUAUAAUCAUAGAUAUGUAUCUAAAGUGUAUCUGUAUAGCCAUGAUAUCUACAAAGGAUCCAUGCACAAUAAAAGAUUUAUAAUUCCUCA
Messenger RNA from Oryzias latipes (Japanese medaka), 6549 nucleotides. RefSeq names its product fibronectin type III domain containing 3A (gene fndc3a). Gene Ontology annotation, molecular function: protein binding. NCBI's taxonomy places the organism in Eukaryota, Metazoa, Chordata, Actinopteri, Beloniformes, Adrianichthyidae. The record is from RefSeq and is a predicted model, not a curated record.